Leptinotarsa decemlineata (Colorado potato beetle) is the source of this 797-nucleotide messenger RNA. RefSeq names its product pescadillo homolog. NCBI's taxonomy places the organism in Eukaryota, Metazoa, Arthropoda, Insecta, Coleoptera, Chrysomelidae. The record is from RefSeq and is a predicted model, not a curated record.
AUUGGAUUGCAUUGUCAUUAAAACUAAAUGUGCUAUCCAAAUUUCAGAUCAAUCUGUCAACAGAUUGUCAACAAACAGAAUUUAAGUUUACGAGUUUCUUCAGCUCUGAGAGCUCCUCCCUGUCAACAAAUGUUUUAUGGGAGAAACCUUACCACCUAAUCUUUCUCCAUUCAUAGAUAAAGACCGUGAUCAACAGUACAUACCUCCUGAGGCCAGAGCACUCUAUGACGAAUCCCAACUGGAACAACAGCAUAAGCGAGAUGAACUAAUAGAAGAUGGUAAAGUGGUUGAAGAUGAUGGGGAAGAAAGGGAUGACGGUAAUCAAGAGAAAAAAAGUCAUGUUGAUCCAGAUGGCGAGAGUGAUCAAGAGGAAAAUAUUGAGAGCUCUCCAAGGAAAUCAAAAAUGUCCGUCAGUAUUGGCGAAAUGUAUAAAGAAGUUCCUUGGGAAAAAAUAGACAAGAACGGCAGGAAUACUGUUUGAGGGAGAAGAUGGUAAAGAAGAAACACAAAAAAUUAUAUAACAGCAUGAUAUAGGGCAAAAAGGAUAGCUAAAGAUACAUUCAGCACUAGUGAAUAAAAGUUUAUUUUUGAAACUGGGGGAUACUCAUAAAUAACUGAAUGAAUGACUAAUGUUUUUUCACUACCUAUUCAUUCAUUGGUUAUUAUCAUGAACAUCUUGGUAAUGUUUUUAAAGAUGAUGUGCAUAUAACAGAUAUUAGGGGCUCCUAGUUAAAAUAAGGAUUAUUCAUUAUUAUUAUGUAAGAAAAACUGUCACUGGUCAGCUCCAUUUAAAAUGG